AGAGAGUAACUGCCAUUACAAGGCAGAUAAGAUUUAUUUUUUGCGGUCGGUUUCAUGUAUCUGUACAACAAAUUUAACGAGAAAUCUGUUCCAAAUAUAGAUAAACUUUAAUCGGUCAGGUUUCUAAACCAUGUCGUUGCUAAAAACAUUUUAGUUUUGAUUAUCUACUCACCAUGCAGAUAUUCUGUUCGUUCUUGCAAAGUCACGCAAGGAAUGGUGAGAAAGCUGGUGACAGGGGGCCUGAGUAUGAUCCUGUUUAUAAACAAAGGAACCCGACAUGGUGGAAACGAAGAACAAGCAUGGAAAGAUGUCUCACACUGACAUCUGCUGUAACAAUACUUAUAGGAGUGUCAUUAGUCAUAGCGUUAGCAACAGUGCUCUACAACAGAAAUCGACAGAUAAGCAACCAGUACAGUGCAGAAGCUCUUCAAGGACCAUACGUGAUCACGGCACCGUCCACAAAUGACAAGGAAAAGAUCUGUCUGUCGCGUGGUUGUGUCCAUACAGCUUCGAAAGUAUUGGAGUACAUGGACCCAACAGUAGAUCCUUGCGACGACUUCUAUCAAUUUACUUGUGGAAACUUCCUGAAGAGCACGAUUAUACCCGAUGAUAAGUCUUCGGUCACUAGCUUCAGCAUAAUCAGUGAUGCAUUGCAAGAACAGUUGCGUGCGAUGAUCGAGGAGCCCAUUAAACCUGGAGAACCUAAGCCAUUCCAACUCACCAAAAAACUGUACAAGGCGUGCAUGAACAAAACAUUAAUUGAAGCAGAAGGACUCAACACUAUCCAUGGGAUUUUGCGUCAACUAGGAGGAUGGCCCGUUUUAGAAGGGAUGGAAUGGGAUGAAGGUGAGUUCGAUUGGAGAAGAUCUGUUUAUAAAUUCAGAAAACUGGGCUACAGCGUUGAUUACUUCAUUGACUUUUCUGUUGGAGUUGAUGUCAAGAAUUCCACUAAAAGAAUAAUCGACCUCGAUCAAGCAUCGUUAGGCCUACGAAGAGAGUUUCUUACCAAGGGAUUGGAAGAUAAGAUAGUGAAGGCAUAUUAUGAUUAUAUGGUUGACAUCGCUGUACUUUUUGGAGCAGACAGAGACACCGCACAAGAGGAACUCCGGCAGUCAUUGGAAUUUGAAAUGAAGCUAGCCAAUAUAUCCUUACCAAGUGAGAAACGUCGUAACGCUACAGCUCUCUACAACCCCAUGACAAUGAGCCAGUUACAAGAAGCAUUCCCAAGCAUUCCAUGGUUCGAGUACAUGAACAAACUUCUUGCACCUGACACUCAAGUCAGCCAUGACGAGGUCGUUGUCGUCAGCGUACCUUCUUACAUCAGAGAUUUUGAGGCCCUCAUCUCUAGGACACCUAAAAGAAUUCAAGCAAACUAUGUUAUGUGGAGAGCAGCCUCCAGCUCAGUGUCAUACCUUACCGAAGAACUCAGAAAGCGUCAGUUAGAGUACACCACGGUCGUCACUGGCAGAACUGAAAGAGAAGCAAGAUGGAAAGAAUGCAUUGACAUUUCAGCUGGAAGUCUGUCCAUAGCUGCUGGAGCUCUCUACAUCAGGAAAUACUUCAACGAAGAAGCUAGGCAAAAUGCGAAAGAGAUGGUAGCUGACAUCAGAGCAGAAUUUUAUGAUAUUUUGAAGAAAGUUGAUUGGAUGGAUGACAUCACCAGGGAACAUGCUCUGGACAAAGCUAAGGCUAUGACUACACAUAUUGCAUAUCCAGAUGAGUUACUUGAUGACAGAAAACUUGAGCAGUUCUAUGAACAUUUAGAGUUGGAUCCAGACCACUACCUUCAUUCCAUUCUAAACUUGACCCUAUUCGGUACGAGAUUUUCAUUCAAACGAUUAAGAGAGCCUGUCAACAAAACUGACUGGAUCACCCAUGGAAGACCUGCCGUUGUCAACGCCUUUUACUCGUCCAUAGAAAACAGUAUACAGUUCCCAGCCGGUAUCCUCCAAGGUGUCUUCUUUAGUGCUGAUCGUCCCAGGUACAUGAACUAUGGCGCUAUUGGCUUUGUGAUAGGUCACGAGAUCACGCAUGGUUUUGAUGAUCAAGGGAGACAAUUCGACCAAGAGGGUAACCUAGUCGACUGGUGGCAAGAAGGCACUAAAAAAGCUUUUGUUGAGAAGGCUCAAUGUAUAAUAGAUCAGUAUGGGAACUACACUGUACCUGAACUGAGUUUGAAUUUGAACGGAAUCAACACCCAGGGCGAAAAUAUCGCGGAUAACGGAGGCAUCAAACAAGCCUACUUAGCCUAUGAUAGAUGGCUAAGACGUAACGGCGAUGACGAGGGCCAUCUACCGGGCUUGCAGCAGUACAGUGGCCGGCAGAUGUUCUGGAUGUCAGCGGCCAGCGUUUGGUGUUCCAAAAUACGACCAGAAGAACUGAAGCAAAUGGUUGUGACAGACGAGCAUGCGCCCGACAAGUACCGAGUGAUAGUACCACUUGCAAACAUGGAGUACUUUGCGAAAGACUUCAAUUGCGCCGCGGGAACUAAAAUGAACCCUAAGCAUAAGUGCAACGUUUGGUGAAAGAUACGUUUUGUGAUGAGUUAAGAUAAGAUGCCGUUAAGUAUUAUGCGAAUUCGUUCAAGGUCAGAGAGACCAGGUGCUAUCUUCGUAUCUGAUGGGAAAAUAUUCUUAUUCGGAUUUUUUGCAUGUUCGUGUAAAGGAUCCGUUAUUACUUAGAUUCGGUAUUUUGAAUCAGAUUAUUCAAAAAAUACAAAUCAGAAUAUUUUUCCUAUCAGAUAAAAAGAUACUACCAGGUGUAAAGGCAAUCAUAAUUUGUGUGGGCAAGAAUAGAAGAAGUGUCUUUUGACGCAGCUUCCAUAUAUUGUUUCCAAGGGUUUCUCCAAAUGUCAAAAAGUGCUUAAGACAAUGACUGAAUCCUCUUUGACAGCCGCGGAGAUAAUCAAGAAAAGCAAUUGUGAUUCUAAAGCCUAAUAUAAAAUAGCAUAUAGAGCAUGAAAAGCACCCAAACUAACAUUUUUGGUCCUCAUUAUUAAGUAUACCAAGAAAUGUUCGUUUGCUAUCAAAGAGGAGAUUAAUGAUUUGACUCUAGAAGAAGCAGUCUUUUUUGUUUAAACUAAGAGCAUUUUUUCUUCCAUUAUCCCUACACGUCUGCUGUCCUAGCUUCACUAUACAAGCUUAAUGUGGUUUAGAUAUAGACAGUCCGAUCAGUCGGUGACACUUUUUGAAAACACAAUGUCAAGCCGUUUUCGCAUAGUUAAACUGUUAACGACCUUGUGAUUUUCUACUGAUAUACUGAUGGAAUCUGCUUCUUCAAGCUGCACGGACCCCGCCAGUGUGAAGCCACUUUUUAAAGCUGCCAACUUGCUAAUAUUUUACUCUACAUGCCAAUUAUGAACAAAUUCUCUCAUACUAGUUAUCCUAACCAGUUCGAGACUCAUAUUAGUACACUCUUUCUAAAUUAUUUAUAGCAGAUAAAACUCGAUGAUUGUUUUGCCGCUAAAUUAAACCACAUGUCCUUUAAUUUAUUUUUUACAGCAGUCACGAGCUUCGAAUUUAGGCUUUGCCUCUCGUCUAUACGUGCACAUUUAUUGUGAUUGCUCCAUCUUAAAAACGAAUUCGUUGUUUGUGGUUACACCGGUAGGAAAAUGAGAGCUCGAUAAUGCUCACAUUUACUGUAUUAGUAAACUUUAUGAAAAAUGUUUAUACAAAGAUAACUUCUCACCCUUUGAACAAAAAAUUAGCCAGUCUUGCUCAAGAAACAAAUCUUCAAACAAAGCAAGCUAAAGAAGUACCAAUUUAAGGUAUUUUCCAGAAAAUGUUUUUCUGUAUUUACCUUAAAUUAUUGAAAAUGUAAUGGUGCAUCGUUGGCAAUUAUCUCUUAACAAGAAAAUUGCGUUGUUCUUAAAUGCACUUCACACGUAAUUUAGCACAAAUGAUAUGACCUCACACAAGCUUAUCUGUUUCCUCAUUAAUCUUGCCCAGAGUGUUAUUAGGUACUACAUACCUACGGCAAAAUUAAAUUUUCUAAUUCGUUAUUAGAAUUGUCCAAGUAAAGAAGAUAUUGUUAUUAUAACAUAUUUCAUAAGUUAGUGAUUGAGAGAAUCAUAUUUUGUUGACUUGGGUGACAGUACUGUCGAUGCAUCUUUCUUAAUGGUUAAACUUUUGGUCAAACUAUACACCUCUUAAAAAUAAUCUAUUGGUGAAGUAGAGUAUGAGUGAUAUUACUGUAAGAUCAACUGGAGCAGAACCUUGCAAAUUAUCAAUUAUAAUGUUAAAGAAUUUAUGAGUACUCAAUUGAGUUAGAUAUAUUAACAUACUAAUUACAUUUGUAGUUCGUAAAAAUGAACUAUGUGGGCAGAAGGAAAUGAUACUCAUUUUUGUAAAAUUAGGAACUCAAAAUUAUAAAUAACCAUCCCAGUAGGGGGACAUGAAAUAAAUAAAUUUACGUUUCUGACUCUUUUCACUUUUCUAUAAUUCUCCCAGUACGAGCACUAUAGUGUUAUAAAAAUGGCGUUGCGUAGAUUUUCUCUAUACUUCCCACGCAACGCUGAAAUCAGUUCAUAAAGGAGUAUGUUCACUACCAGUUAGACCCUCUGAGAAGAAAGUUAAUUACGAACAUCUAUAACAAAGAAAUUAAAUGGAUCAAGUCAGUCCAUAGGCAAUAUACAUGCGUAGAAAUAGCGAGGUUGGGAUAAUAUAAAUAUAGUAACAUCAAAAAAUUAGAUAUACCCGCCCCAUUCCCUAAGGAAAUGAGUGACAAGGUUUUUUGUGUUGUACUUACAUGUCAUAUAGCAUCGAAGAAACAUAAUAUCUCAUUUUCGAAAUACUUAAUACUUUCUCGCCAGUAGGGGAGUAAAAAAGGACCAUCAAGGUAGGUGUUUAAAUGCAUCAUUGUAGAUAUCACAGCUUGGUUUAGAGAUUUUCAAAGGCACAACCGCUAGAAAAUUGAGCCACCAGUUUUUUAAUUUUCUCAGGUAUAAUUUAUUGAGAAAAUUGGCUUUUAUUAGUAGUCGGUAGAUAGUCUUGGUGGAGUUUUUUCCAUAGUUAGAUAGUAUUUGUAUAUCGUCGAUGACACAAGGAAAAAUCGUAACUCCGUUUCUGAGAAUUUUAGAGGAAGGCGUAAAAAUAAAUUGAUGCAUUAUAUUGUUUUAGGAAUAAUAGCAUUAUUGUGAUAAAUGCAAUAUUAUAGUUUAGUCGAGUAGUUUCUGAAUGAUACUUAAAGAAAGCUGAAAUUUUCAAAACAAAAAUGGAAAAUAGGUAAAAUUAGGAAAUACGUGUUUUUCCUAUUUUAAACGCCAUAUAAAGUGGAGUUACGUGGUUUUCUUGUGUUAACAACGAUAUAUCUACUCAGAUAUUAGACAUUAGUGCUUUAUAAUAUUUGGGUGUAUUUAACAUUUCACUAUCUACACUGUACUAACGUAAUAUAAAAGCUUGCCUGUUGUAGAAAUAUCCAUUACAGAUACCAUUUUUCUGUUCAACAUUUUCGAUCAGUUAUUCUAGAGUAUAAUAUGCUGACUCUAUUUUUAGCUGAAUGGUAUCAAUACGCAGGGUGAAAACAUUGCUGACAAUGGAGGUAUCAAAGAAGCAUAUCUAGCUUACAACAGGU
This is a messenger RNA of Acanthoscelides obtectus, 5571 nucleotides long. The record is from the annotation of a GenBank genome assembly. Lineage: Eukaryota; Metazoa; Arthropoda; Insecta; Coleoptera; Chrysomelidae.